CCCGCGCGCCGCCUCCAUCCCGCGGGGAGCCGGUCGGCUGCCACAGGUCGCGGAGCCGUGCAGCAUGGAGGAGUUGGCCCGGGAGAGCAUCAGCCUGCUGGCGUCCGCCUCGAGCAAGCCGCCGCGGGACGUGUCCGCGGGGCCGCGCCUGGGCCCCGUGGGGCCGCGCCUGGGGCCCGUGGGGGCCAUCUUCAUCAUGCUCAAGUCCGCGCUGGGCGCCGGGCUCCUCAACUUCCCCUGGGCCUUCGAGCGCGCCGGGAGCAUCCGCAGCGCGGUGGCCGUGGAGCUGGUCUCCCUCGUCUUCCUCAUCAGCGGUCUGAUCAUCCUGGGCUACUCGUCGUCCAUCAGCGGUCAGUGCACCUACCAGGCGGUGGUGAAGGAGGUGUGCGGUCCGGCCAUCGGGCAGCUGUGUGAGAUCUGCUUCGUCUUCAACCUGUUCAUGAUCUCGGUGGCCUUUCUGGUCAUCGUGGACGACCAGCUGGAGAAGCUGUGCGGCUCCAUGUACGAGCUGAUAACUGGUUUGCCCGAGUCGGAUUUGCCGAACCACUUCUACACAGACCAGCGCUUCGCCCUGGUGAUGCUCUGCCUCCUGCUCAUCCUGCCGCUGUCCAUCCCCAAAGAGAUCAGCAUUCAGAAAUACAUCAGCGGUCUGGGGACUCUGGCUGCGACCUACCUGACCGUGUGCAUCAUCAUCAAGUACCACACCAGUCCGUCUGUCGUGGUUCACAUCGCCCCCCUCUACACCAGUGGGAUCAGCUCCUGGGCCUCCAUGUUCAGCGUCAUCCCGACCAUCUGCUUCGGUUUCCAAUGUCACGAGGCGUCGAUCGCCAUCUACAGCAGCAUGGAGAACCAGAGACUCUCCCACUGGGUCGUCAUCUCCGUGGUCUCCAUGAUCUUCUGUCUCGUCGUCUACUCCCUCACAGGGGUUUAUGGGUACCUGACGUUCGGGAAGGACGUGAAGGCCGACAUCUUGAUGUCGUACACCGGCGACGACAUCCUCAUACUCGUCGCCAGGCUGCUGUUCGGAAUCUCCAUCAUCACCAUCUAUCCCAUCAUCCUGCUGCUGGGCAGGUCGGUGAUCCAGGACCCGCUGCUGAGCUGGCGGCGGCGGCGUUACGGCGUGGCCACGCUGACCUUUGAGAGCCGCAGCCGCUACGCGCUGACCGUCCUGUGGAUCGCCGUGACGCUGCUCAUCGCCGUCUUUGUCCCCGACAUCAGCAAAGUCAUCAGCGUCAUCGGAGGCAUCAGCGCCUUUUUCAUCUUCAUCUUCCCCGGGCUGUGUUUGAUAUUCGCCAUGCAGUCUGAGCCGGUGUGCUGGAAGACCAGAGUCGUCCUCACCGUGUGGGGAGUCGUGACCCUGAUCUGCGGAGCCUUCAUCUUCGGCCAGAGCACCACCAUCGCCGUCAUGCAGCUCGUCGGAAGGAUCUGACUCUUCUUCGCCCCCCACCCCCCCCUCGCCGGUUCAGGUGUUGUCAUGGAGACUGUGGUGACCGGGGUCUAAACUUGUUCCCCCAACCCCCUAAAGAGAGCCCACGUUGAAUUAUGGCCACCACCAAGGACUCUUUACAAAUGAACAUGACUCCGGAACAAUCGAGACCUCCCUCAGGACCCCCCCCCCCCACCCCCUCUCUCUCCGUCAGUGUCGCUGUUUGUUACUUUCGCUCGGGUUCUAACCGUUUGCAGUAUCGCCCCGACGACGAGCUCCGUCUGCCCCCCCACCCCCCGAGAUCAUCUGAUUUGAACCCCUCAGGUAUUUCUGCACUUUGUCGCAUCGUAGUUGAUUCUUCUGUUAUAUUUGUACAUAUCACUUUUCAACCUGCCAGGAUUCAGAUGAGGAGCUUUAAACUGGGUGAGCACAGUGUCUUGUGAAACACAAUAUUAGAGUAACAUUUGCAGGACCUGGAGGUUCCCACUGCCAUGAGACUGAAACACUGAGUGUGUGAAUAAGUCAUGUCGUAUGUAUUUCUGCUGCUUUCCGAUGAGACGGUGAUGAUGUGUACAUGUAGCUGAGUAUGAAGUCUUUGUUUGGAAGUGAAUGUUUUUUCUGCCGUUCUUGAGUGGACGUGUGGCAGAGGGAAUUAAAACACCAAAGUUUGUUAUCAUGUUUGAACAGCAGCCGGCGUCGUCAUCACUCGGUUCUGCCAAAGAUUCGAACAUUCAGUAUUUCAAGAAUGACGUGAAUGUGAAAGUUGGAAAAUUCCAUAAUACUGCCAUUAGUCCACCACCUUCAAAAAGGUCGAUAGUCCUUUGAACUGAACAUAUUCCCAGACAAUCAUCACGUUUGGACGUUGUCUUCAGUAGCUAAUUUUAAGUAAUGUUUCUUCACAUACAUGGUAAUAAUGCAAACAAGAUUCUUAAUGUUGUAGACACGCAAACAUUCAGAAUCAACUGAAUCCAUUCCUGGUUGCAUCCAUAGACUGUAUAUAAACAGUUGUCACGAGGGGGGGGGGAUUAGCCAUUGGGACCAAAACCGUGUUUUGUACCAGGCUGUUAACAUGUUUAAUUCUACUGUAAAGUUGGGCAUUUUAACAUGGGGCUCUAUGGGGAUUUGCUCUGUUUUGGAGACGGCCUCAAGUGGACAUCUAGUGAACUGCAGUUUAUAGCAGAGGCUUCAUUUCUCAGCGUCGGCCCCUUGGCUGCAUCCCACAAAACAUUAAUGGAACUGUAGUUCCAAAACAUGACUAUCCUUCAAGUAGAAUAAUGAAAAAGAAUAAUAUGGGGGGGGGGGGUAGAUGAUUUUUGUUUUACACAUAAAUUCAACAAUGUUGUUAAAAAACAUUUGUCCUGUGGAUGAACGUUGACGAACAUAAAAGCAAAACCUCCAUAAAUCUGUACUGGGUCAUGAACAGAGCAGCCGCUGUCAAAGUUAGUGAGUAAAUAAUAUUGAUGAUAAAGUACAUGACGUGAGUGAAAACCACAGGGAAAAAAGGCCUCGGUUUCAAAGAUGGAUGAUUAAAUGAUCACAUGCCUUUGUUGGAUUCAGAUUAGAUGAAAGGUCAUCGUUUAUUCCUCACCUGAUUGUAGAGCGAACACCAGUGGAGCGAUGAUUGUCAUGAUGCAGGAUGAUUAGACUUUUCAUCAGAGGAUGAAGGUUCAGAUUAAUCGUUCUGCCACGGCCGCUUCACCGUGAACCAAUCACAAUCAGCGUUUCAAAUCAAAGCCCACAGGACGCACCUUUUCUU
Scophthalmus maximus (turbot) is the source of this 3182-nucleotide messenger RNA. It is a transcript of the gene slc38a8a, whose product is annotated as solute carrier family 38 member 8a. Gene Ontology annotation, biological process: amino acid transmembrane transport. The record is from RefSeq and is a predicted model, not a curated record. The coding region runs from base 65 to 1429 and encodes 454 amino acids. NCBI's taxonomy places the organism in Eukaryota, Metazoa, Chordata, Actinopteri, Pleuronectiformes, Scophthalmidae. The transcript is spliced from 10 exons. Gene Ontology annotation, molecular function: amino acid transmembrane transporter activity.